Acipenser ruthenus (sterlet) is the source of this 4365-nucleotide messenger RNA. Its product is annotated as AT-rich interactive domain-containing protein 5A-like. Gene Ontology annotation, molecular function: transcription cis-regulatory region binding. Gene Ontology annotation, biological process: regulation of transcription by RNA polymerase II. NCBI's taxonomy places the organism in Eukaryota, Metazoa, Chordata, Actinopteri, Acipenseriformes, Acipenseridae. Gene Ontology annotation, cellular component: nucleus. The record is from RefSeq and is a predicted model, not a curated record. The transcript is spliced from 7 exons. Bases 147 to 2234 code for a protein of 695 amino acids.
AAACGGAGAGAGAGUGAGAGCGGUGAGCGGAGAGCGCCCUAAUGGACUAGCUAACUCGGGAUAUGAGCGUACUGUUACCUAUCUAGAGAAAAAAAGAAAACUCAUUCUUUUUGUUUUUGUAUUUGUUGUUGUAGCGCUGCUUCACGAUGGCAGCGUCGAACCCGAGCGAUCGGGCCCACAAGAAGCCCGAUCCCAGAGAGCUGAGCGAGGCGGACAGCACCGAGGAGAGCGAGGAGAGCACUGACAUGGAAUCCUCCAACUCCACAGAGGAGAAGAGCAGCGAGAGCCAAUCGGAGCCCGAGGAGCAGGAGGAGAAGAGCUUUGUGGCCAAUCUAUACGGGUUUAUGAAGGAGAGGAACACGCCCAUUGAAAGGAUUCCGCACCUGGGCUUCAAGCAGGUUAACCUGUGGAGGAUAUACAAGGCUGUGGAGAAACUGGGAGGAUACGACUCGGUGACGGCCCGCCGGCUGUGGAAGAACGUGUACGAUGAGCUGGGGGGCAGCCCGGGGAGUACCAGCGCCGCCACCUGCACCCGGCGCCACUACGAGAGGCUUGUGCUGCCCUUCGAGCGGAGGCUGAGGGGGGAGGAGGAUAAGCCGCUGCCCGUCGCCAAACCUCGCAAACAGUACAAGAGCACCAAGGAGGGCAAGGGAGCCAGGGCCGAGGGCAAGAGGAAGAGAAGCAGCGAGGAGGAGAAGCAACUGAAAACCAGCGACUGCGAUGAGGUAACAGGGAAGCAGGCCGGUUGCACCCGGUGUGAGUCCGGGACCUGCCAGCACCUGCCUCGGGGAUCCAUACCCGCAGAAACACGAAACAAACCGGAGAACCCGAAUCCCGACGGGACAGACGCUCCAGAGGAGUCUGGGAAUAGGAGACCCCACGAUGAUUGGACCGCCAACGGACUGAGAGCUUCCCAUUCGCCGCAUGACCAUAAAGGAAACGGCCAAUCGGCUUCCAUCUGCGGGUCAUCCCGGCCAAUCAAAAGCCUGCUGUCCAACUUCCACUUGGAAGGCAGUCACGGCGGGGUGAUCUCCCCGCUGGUCAAGAAGAAGCUGAUGGCGCAGGCCAGCGAGGCCGGGUCUCUGCACUUCUUCCAGACGGAGGGGAGCAAAGCCAGAGCCCGUCUCCAGCCCUCGUGUUCCAGCCCCGAAAGGCCCUCUGUGAUCCACCGUGCCCAGCAACCGGAACUCAGCCCUGGCCUCGCGACUUCCAGCCGGGCCUCUGACGAUGGAUCUCCAGAGCCCCCUUCCUCCCCGAGUCUGUCCGCUUGCUCCACGUCUGAAGAUUGCACCUCCCCGCCAGAGGACUGCACCCCCGAUCGCCCUGCCUACUGCGCAAGCUUCACCUCUAUCCCUUGCGUGAAUGGGAUCUACAAACCCCUGAGCCAUAACCCUGGCAAGGAUCUGCCCAGCUUCCCGCACCCCCCCAGGGGGUUCCUCGAAGUGAACCCCUACAGGAAUCUGGCCGCGAGGAACACGGGCAGAGAUUCCCGGGAGCAACCAACUGACCUCAGCCUUCCGCGGAGCGCCUGGAGCCCCGACAGCAAAGGCACGGAGAAUGGAAUCCCCUCUGCCAAGUACAGCCACCAGCCUCCCUCCUCUUUGGCCAGCUUUGGCCCAAAAGCCUGCUGGGUUCCCCCCAUGUCGAGUUUUACCAAAGUGCAGCCCAAAACAGGGGAGGUGGUGCGACCAAUCUUCCACCCCCGGCCAGGCCCCCAAGCCCAGGGAUUCAAACCUCAUGUGCCCCAGAAGAGGAUGGUGGAAGACCCGGAAUCCUCUGCUGCUUUCGGGAAGAAACUGCGGGUGGUGCCCCCUCUGCCUAAAGACUCCGGAGACCUCAAGGGCAAAGGGGAUCUCCCCAAGCCAUUCGCAACUCACAAGCUGCUGCACCCCCCAGCCAGCCUCCACCACCUCUCCUACCUGCUCCCCGGCUACAACAGGACUAGAGCCCCAGCCGGCUACCCUCUAGAGCAGCUCAAACCCUACUCCGUCCUGCAGCCCUCCCUCCACCCUUUCGUCUUCCCCUCCCUGCCAGCUCACCUAGCCGCGCCGCCCGCUGCAUCCCACCCACCUGAACCGCUCUACCGCCACCUAGCUGUGGGAGGUGCGCCUCCCUUCCUCUCUCCCUAUGAGUCUGCCCCUCACAACUCGCGGAUCUACCCCGUCCAUGUCUGGCACCCCCAAGCCAGCUAUGCCAUUGCCGGCCUGCAUUCGUUGUACCCCACUAAACACUAAGCUGUGAGGCUGAACUGGACAGCGUCUUCGUCCCUAUUCCAGCACUGCCACAGCGCUUUGGGAAUAUUGGGAACAAAUACUGGAUUUACCUCAAAACCGAUUUCAUGAAAUACUCAUGAUUCAAACUCCCCAUCCAUGGGAUAAGGUGCAUUUUAUUGUAGUUGAUAUUUUAUAUUGAGCCAUGCCGGAAAGCAUUUUGGGAACUCGAUUUAUCCGGCUGUGCAGGGGGGAAACCAGUUGACUCAAAAUGAACUGCCAGUGUACCCCAUGUUCAAAGCCGUACAGUACAAAAGAUUUUGAAACAUCUGUUUAUUAUAAUUAUUAAUAUUAAUAUUAUUAUUAUUAUUAUUGGUGUUAUUAAUAUGUGAAUAUAUUUAAGGAGGACAUACGCACUGAGAUGUAACAUCUCAUUAAUGAAUUAAGACUUUUCAAUUAAGGUCAGAUUGUGGGGAGGAGCUUAGAAGCUGUUUUGAAAGCUCUGUCACGCACGAAUCCUGCAAGACUCAGGGAUAAAAAAAAUAAUAAUAAAAAAAUAAUAAUCUGGACACUGACUGCAGGCAUAGGUAGUGAUGGUUCUGUAACCAUGGAAACCACGCGUCAAUCAAUCUCGAGAGCAGGAAGCUGAAGCAUCAGUCCUCGUCCCUCAGUGGGUUCAGCCUUUCAUUUCCAUGUGUGAAACUCCGGGACAAAAUCAAGUCUGUAGUUUGAUGAUUUCAGAAAAAAAAAAAAAAGACAUUUUCCCUCGGAUUUUGGCUUGUGGUAAAAUGCGUGUUCCAGUUCCCACUGAUCACCAGCAAAGAGGGGCUGUUCCGAACUGGGUUUGGGUUCUCAAGCGAUUCGAAACACUGUAAAAACUCCAGACAGUUUGGUAUCUUCUGGAUUUUUAUUUUUAUCCACAUUGCACACUGAACACUUACACUACAGCAACCAAUGCAGAAAACAACGCCUACCAGGAUUUCUUUAGAAAGUUCAUUUGGGGGACAAUGUACUUUGCCUGACCUCAGAAUGAAUGAGGCGUGCUUGUCACACAGACGGUUCUCGAUGGCUUCCUUUGAAUCACAUUUUUCUUCGUCGUCAAAAUUGUCACUGCUUUUUACUUGUGAGAUUUUACUUGUCGCUGGACAUGUGUAUCUUCUCAAUACAUCCAGCAGGCUGGAGUUGGUAUAAUCUCUUCACAAGGUAUAUGGCACUGUGUAAUAUGCCGUUGAAAAAACAAAAAGACAAAAGCAGCUCCUAAUAAUCUAUUAAGAAGGCCUGCAGCUCAGACUUCGAUGAUCACUGCGUUUACAUGUCAAAUGCAUUGCAGACACUUCGAUAUUCUGGGGAAUUGUUAGCACCUGUUACAGUUGCUUAGCAGGUGGACCCCUUUUUUCACAGUCUGAAUAUGUGACAGCUAUUUGGAUCCAUUAAGAAUGAGAUGUACAGCUAUGGCCACAAGUUUUGUUAGAGAAUUAACUCAUUUUGCUUCGUAGAGUCGAAUGAAACCUGCUGAAUAAUGUUAACAUAUUGAAUUACACACCGCUUUUAAAUUUUCCAUAUACUUCACGAAAACAAAAUGUGACAUUUCAAAAUCUAACAUGAAAUACUAUACUACCAUUAUGGCUUCCGAUAGACUUUUGUCAUAUCAUUUUGUAGUUUCUUUGAUGUUAAAUAAAAUAUCUAAAUUAUACGCAUAUAUAUAUAUAUAUAUAUAUAUAUUUUUUUUUAAUUAUGUCUCAAUCCUAAAAUUCUAGGGGACGCAAAACAUUUGGCCAGAGCUGUAAUCUGUUUCUAUUGAGCAGAUUGUAAACGUGGUGAUUUAGUUCCCUUCUACCCUACAGUACAAACCAGUGAUCCUGAUUGUAAAAUCUGUAUAUAGUUACAUUGAUCUCACACAUCAUGCUGUUUGGCAGUUAAAAGGACUAAGAUUUUUUGUGUAUAUACAGUAAUUAUAAUUCUAAUAAAUGUUUUACGCAGGUAUGUAAAAAUGAUUUUAUUGUGCGGUAGGCUGAAAAUAUUCACUGUAUAUUUUUGUAAAAAAAUUAAAACAAAACUAUUUUGCAAGGUGUUGUCUUAAGAAUAAUUGUGCCUUUUAAAAUGAUCUUUGUCCUUGUCAAAUCGAAGAUUUACUCUCCAUACCAGAAAUACAUUU